Messenger RNA from Pipistrellus nathusii (Nathusius's pipistrelle), 507 nucleotides. NCBI's taxonomy places the organism in Eukaryota, Metazoa, Chordata, Mammalia, Chiroptera, Vespertilionidae. The record is from the annotation of a GenBank genome assembly.
AUGAACGGAACCACAUCCCUUGUGCUAACACAGCCUUUGGUCUUCGUCUUCCUUCUAGGUGGGAACCUGGCCCACUGUCAGAAGGCCGUGCCCACAGCUCACCUAACUUCCGUUAUUGACUGUGCUAGUGGAAAACAGCUCUCCUUGGCAGCAUCCCCUGUGCCCCCCCAAGUCCCCGGUCCUUACCUGGGCCUUGUCACCCCUCCAAUGAAGUCCUAUAUCUUGUUCUGUGGGGACAACCAGCCUUAUCUGACUCAGGAGGCCACCCUGGGCAGGGGGCACCUUGCCCAGGCCAGGGGCAUCCUGCCACCCUGCAGGGGCACCCUGCCACCCUGCAGAGGGACUGUGGCCCCAGCUUCCUCCCCACUGAGCCCACUAUGCGCCCAGGAGGCCCCUGAAGCCAAGGGGAACCCCUUAAAGACAAGGCCUGGAAGAUACUCAGCCUGGGAAACAGUCAGGGGCCUGCUCAAAGCUUUCUCCUCCUGUGUCUGUGGGCAGGCAGAUUGA